AGUAAGUGGAAGCGCUCAUUAAUUUGAAUCUAAAGGAUGCGAGGAGAGGACAGCGAGCGCAGCAGCCAGCCAGCGCAGGGCGGAGAGCGGAGAGAGGCUGAUGGGAGAAGAUAGAGAUGGAUUGAGAGAGGAGGAGGAGAAGGUGAGGGGGUCGGGCAGUUGAGAGGCAUCAUCACCGCUCAACUGUGCAUCUGCUGAUCCACAACAACCCAGUGGUUCGUCUUUCUACGGCUGCCACGGAAGAAGAAACAGCAAGAAUCAAAGAGAGAGAGAUCGAGAGAGAGAGAGAGAGAGAGAGAGAGGGCUGCUCCGUUCUGCUUCUCUGCUGCCGACCGCCAAAUGAAGAGUGUGUGAGAGCACUCCAGCUGAGCGACACCACACACACACACACACCACGCUGGAGAUGAACACACUCAGUUUGAGAAGAGCCGGCGCCGCCACUUUCAGCAGCUGCCAUUAGUUAGGAUUUAUCGUCUGCUUCAUGUGGACCAGAAGCCGGAUUGGAAGCAGCUGUUUUACAGAGACAUAUCAGCAAGAAGCAUCUGUGGAGUGUUUGCAACCACGUGGAGAGUGAACAUUUGAAUAGAGGAACCCGCUCCGGAUCUGAUUUUACGGUUCCUCGCCUCUCGUUCGGGAUGUUGACACCAGGAGCCCCGGGUGCAGGGAGUCCGGAUGACGAUUAGUCCCCGAGGAGGAGCCAGGGAGGGAUGAGGUGGAGGGCGGGAGGGCAAAGAUGGGCUGCCCCUGCCCUGUGGCACCUGCGGCUGCCUCCACCACUGCCUCCCCGUGAGGAUGCAGGUCCUACAGAUCGUCAAGGAGCUGGUGUCCCCUUCCAGACGCAGGGCAGCAGUCAGAUUUGGAGCGUCUGAUACCGACCAGGAUGCGGCGGUGAAACUUGACCGGGAGCGGGCUGACAUCGUCGCCAAAUAUGACAAGGGAAAGGAGGCCAAGGUGGAGCCGUGGGAGGACACCAACUUCCACCUGUACAAAGAAAUCGACCGAUUCGGCUUCGUCCAUAAAGAUGAACUUCCAUCCUACGACUCUGUGGCGGAGAAGCAAAAACACAUGGAGGUGGAGAGAAUCGGCAAAUGGCUGAAGAUGAUGAAGAGCUGGGACAAGUACAAGAACAGUGAGAAGCUGGUCAGGAGAGUCUACAAGGGAAUUCCCCUGCAGCUCCGGGGGGAGGUGUGGUGUCUGCUGCUCGAUAUCCCCAAAAUAAAGGAGGAGAAGAAAGACUUCUACGAGAAAUUAAAAGCCCGAGCCAGAGGCGUGUCCCCUGACAUCCGGCAGAUUGACCUGGACGUGAACCGGACGUACAGGGACCACAUCAUGUUCAUGACCCGCUACGAUGUCAAGCAGCAGGCUCUGUUCCACGUCCUCACGGCCUACUCCAUGUACAACACGGAGGUGGGUUACUGCCAAGGCAUGAGUCAGAUCACAGCUCUGCUACUGAUCUACAUGAACGAAGAAGACGCCUUCUGGGCUCUGGUCAAACUGCUGUCGGGACAGAAGCACUCCAUGCACGGGUUUUUCGUCCCUGGUUUCCCGAAGUUGAUGCGUUUCCAGGAACAUCACGAUCGCACACUCAAGAAGAUGAUGCCCAAACUGAAACAACACCUGGACACCCAGGAAGUGUUCACCAGUCUCUACACCAUGAAGUGGUUCUUCCAGUGUUUCCUGGACAGAACUCCGUUCACCCUCACGCUCAGGAUCUGGGACAUCUACAUCAUGGAGGGGGAACGGGUGCUGUCGGCCAUGUCCUACACGCUCCUCAAACUGCACAAGAAGCACCUGAUGAAGCUGUCCAUGGAGGAGCUGGUGGAGUUCCUGCAGGUGACUUUGUCCAAAAACUUCUACUACGAGGACGACUUUGUGAUCGAGCAGAUGCAGGCGUCCAUGACGGAGCUGAGGAGGGCGAAGCUGGACGUGCCACCGCCAGGUAAAGACGACGAGUUUCCCAAGAAGCCGUUGGGGCAGCUUCCUCCGGAGCGGGCAGCGGCGGCGGUGGUUGGGAACCACGUGGCCAACGGUCAGAGCCACGUCGAGCCAGCCGACCCCCCCAGGGAUCCGAGUCCUGUGCCGGAGCGCCAGCAGGAGAGUCGGCCUCCCAGCCGCGCUCGCCGGGACUCGCUGGACAAACCGCUACGUCAACACAAGGCCGACCGGAGGGACGCUCGAUCCAGAGGGUCGGGGGAGAUCACCACGCCGGAGAGAGGGGUGACACCGCCCUCGGCGCUCAGCCCGACGCCGCAGAUCACCACAGUGGACAGAGGGAAGCCUCAGAGCCACGCCUCCGCCAACCACAACUCCAACGCUGCCUCCAGCUCUCACAAAGAGAUCACUCCCCGCUGGUUCAAGCCCUCCGACACGCGGCUGGAAGCCGUCAAGGCGGCGGCGUCCCGGGACACCAACCUGAGCAGGGGGGCAUCGCCGGCCCCCUCCAGCCCGGACGACACUGCACCCCCCCAUCGCCGACCGCGUCCCAAGGGCUUCGUCCCUGGCACCGACCGGGGCUCCAACGCCUCCCAGUACGACAACGUGCCCGGGCUGCUGGAGCAGGACUUUGAGAUCCUGGAGCUGGAGAGACCUCCGUCCAGAAUGAGGACCCCCCACGGUGAGACCCCCUACAGCGCGUCAUCCCAGUAUCAGGGCAGCCCCAGCCAUGGUCCCAGUCAUGGUCCCAGCCAUGGACCCAGCCAUGGACCCAGUCAUGGACCCAGCCAUGGACCCAGUCAUGGACCCAGCCAUGGACCCAGCCUGACGGGGAGCCCCGUCUCCAUCGCCUCCGGGCCGAGGACGGCCAAGCUUCCUCCGUCGUUCUCCCACAGCAGUCCCCCGGGGGGGCAGUCCAUCCAGCCUGGCAGCCAGAACCAGUUCCACACUCCAUCUCCCAGCAGAACCACCACGGAGGUUCCCAUCUACCACCAAGGAUACGGCAUGAACCUGGAGCACAGAGCGGAGGACAGACUGUACGCCCCCCCCUCCAGGCUCCCCCCACACUCCAACAUGGCGUACAGCGAACAAGUGUACGCCGCCACCACCCAGCGGCAGCCCAGUAGACUCUCCCCGGAGAAGGCCCUCAUGAACAACUCCUUCGCCACGUACCGCCGGCAGCCGCCACCCGGCGCCGCCCUCGUACCACGAGGCACCAGACCCCCCCUGCAGCUGGAGACCCAGGGCCGCUCCACCCCCAUCUACCUGCAGCAGCUCACCUCCACCGCACAGGUGCACGCUCUGGGGGACGGCAGGUUCGAGGGACCGCCGAGGGGGAGGGCGAGCCCGCAGUACCCGCCAGAGGGGGGGGCUCAGCGGGCGGUAGACAUGCUCCGGUGGGCGCAGGAGGACGCGCUGCCCCCUCCGUCCCCGGGUGGAGUCCCCCGCUCGCCCAGCUUCCAGCAGGCCCAGAUGUCCCCCCACAAGGAGUUCACAUUUCCCGCCAACCCCGACAGCCUGCUGCAGUACAGGACACAGCUCCAGCAGCAGCAGCAGCAGCUCCCCCAGCUGUUCGGAGGACCACACUACAGGCACGCACAGGAGGCGUUCGCCAUGCAGGAGUCGAUGCUGCUGUAACCCGGCGAGGACGGACGGAGACACUGGAGACGAUUAUGAACUGAGGUGUAGUCACUGACACUGUGGUAUCGAGCGUUGUAAGGAGCCUGUUGUUGUCUCCGCCCUGUUGUUGUUCGUGUGUGAAGUUGUGUCCUCGUCCCUGUCCCCUCUGGACCUUUUUACUGCUCGCGCCGAGAAGAGACAAACUGACUGAAGAUGUUAUUUUAUUUUUGGAUGUAAAUCAUUAAGCAGAGGUGACGUCUAUAUCUUUUAGAAUCUGACAUGUACAGUGGAUCUUUUGCUUUUUUGUUAAUAUGCCGAGUUGUUAAAAAAAGUAGCAGGGGGACGUUCUCCUGACAGAGCAAAAAAAAAAAACGCUGAUUUAUUUUCCGAUGUUUUAUUUUUUAUAUGUUACUUACAGAUAUUUUCAGUAGAGAACAAUUUACUCGAUAUGCUCGUGAAUGUUAUUUUUCAAACAGAAGAAUUUAAAAGAAUAAAAAAAAAUGAAGCCCAUGCUACAGUAGAGAAGCCGAUCACUGUAAAGGUUUGAUUCCCAUUUCCACUCCGAUGCGUCUCCGCUGUAGAAACAGUUUGUUGUUUAUGUUCUAGUUUGGUUUUGUCGCCCGAUGAACUUGUGUGCGUUUCUCUUUUACACGUGAAGUACAGUACGUCGGGUAUUUAUAUUUGAGGCCAGUGUCGUUCUGAAUAAAUCUCCCACCCUGAUUAGAAAAACUCAAGGAAAAGAGAACUGGUUUUGCGAGGGACCAGUCACGUCUGUAUGGUUUUGACUUUACAACAUCUCUCUGUGUGUGUGUGUUUGUUUUUUUUAAUCGCUGUACUGUAGCUACACACGUCCUGAGCUCACGCACCAGGAGACCGAUGUGAAAUAGUUUCAGCACAAUUUGAUUUACUUCAUUAUGUCUCAUUAUCCUCAACACUGUCACAUCAACUACUGCUCAGCUGCUGGCGAUACAGUCAUCUGGCACACACACACACACACGCACGCACACACACACACACACACUACACGUCACAUGUUAACAUUUAAUCCGCCACAUUCCCAGUUAUUCAGGCAGUUGCUCUCACACAGCGUCGUUCCACUGCUCAGUACAUUCCCUAAGUUCUCUUUGUUUUUCUGCUCAGCGACUAACUGCAGAUCAUUCUGAUACUUUGCUUAAUAAAAUGAGGUGGGUGGAAAAUGAG
This is a messenger RNA of Platichthys flesus (European flounder), 4752 nucleotides long. RefSeq names its product USP6 N-terminal like (gene usp6nl). The coding region runs from base 793 to 3570 and encodes 925 amino acids. The record is from RefSeq and is a predicted model, not a curated record. NCBI's taxonomy places the organism in Eukaryota, Metazoa, Chordata, Actinopteri, Pleuronectiformes, Pleuronectidae. The transcript is spliced from 14 exons.